Naegleria lovaniensis is the source of this 1569-nucleotide messenger RNA. RefSeq lists its product as uncharacterized. The record is from RefSeq and is a predicted model, not a curated record. The transcript has 3 exons. Gene Ontology annotation, biological process: glucosylceramide catabolic process. Gene Ontology annotation, molecular function: glucosylceramidase activity. Bases 1 to 1569 code for a protein of 522 amino acids. Lineage: Eukaryota; Heterolobosea; Eutetramitea; Acrasida; Naegleriidae.
AUGUUGUUGCCCCGAAACAAAGUGAGCUUGGCGACCGCGCUAUGGCUCCUCAUGAUGGCACUGACCAUAUUAUUAUCAUCAUUUGAUCCACGUUUUAUGGCAUCAUCAUCAUCAAUUGUCCAAGCAAAACAAGUCCCCAAGUUCAUUCGAGUCAUUCAAACUGCACAACACACUUCCGAUCGACUCACUCCCGUUGCUCCUCUAUAUUUCAAAAAGAGAAAUGAUGUCAGGGCUUCAUUUGAUCCAUCCCGCAUCCAACAACGUCAAGGAAAUACAGAUGAGCCAAAUAUUGUGUUGCUUAAUCCGAAUCAUCUUCUCCAAAAGAUCAUUGGCUUUGGAUGUGCCAUUACUGAGAGUGCCAGUUUUGUUUUUUCAACCAUGAACGAGCGAUUAAAACAAGACAUUCUCAAUUUGUAUUGGUCUCCUUCUGGGUUAAAUUACACCAUUGGGAGAAUUCCAAUGAACUCGUGCGACUUUGCCUUAGGAACCUACAGCUGUGAUGAUACGGCCAAUGAUUUUGAAUUGAAAGACUUUUCGAUACAACGGGAUAAGCUCUACAAGUUACCUAUGGCCCUGCGAGUGGUGAACACGACGGCAACUUUUCAUGGAAAGCCUCUCAAGUUGUUCUUAUCUCCUUGGUCUCCUCCUGCAUGGAUGAAAACCAAUCAUGAUAUGAAUGGCAGUGGUUUACCUUUGGGAUUGAUCAAUAAUACUCAAGUAUUGAAAUCAUGGGCCUUGUAUUUCAGCAAGUACGUUGAAGCAUACAAGAGAGAAGGAAUUAACUUUUGGGGAUUAACCGUACAGAACGAGCCAGAAUAUGCCGCGCCCUAUGAAGCCUGUGUAUAUACUGCUGAAUAUCAACGUGAUUUCAUCAAGUAUUAUUUGGGACCUCUUAUGAAGAGUACUCACCCAGAUGUCAAUAUCAUGAUUUAUGAUCACAAUCGAGAUCAUGUUCAUUUGUGGGCUCAAACUAUUUAUGCUGAUAAGGAAGCUGCAAAAUAUGUGGCUGGAACUGCAUUCCACUGGUAUUCAGAUGGUACCUACGAACACUUAGAUUUAGUGUAUGACAUGGCUCCGGAAAAGAUUUUGCUCGGAACAGAAGCAACGCAAGGCCCCAACGUGAAUUACGGUGAUUGGACAAGAGGUGAAUCAUAUGGAUAUGAUAUUAUUAAUGAUUUACAACAUUAUGCACAAGGAUGGACUGACUGGAACUGUCUUCUAGAUGCAGUUGGAGGUCCAACACACAUGAAUAAUUGGUGUGACGCGUUAAUUGUAGCCAACAACAAGACUCAAUCACUUUACUUGCAACCAAUGUACUAUUAUAUGGGCCACUUUUCAAAAUUCAUACUUCAAGAUUCAAGACGAAUUUCACUUGUUCAGUCGAGCAAUGAUCUGUUAGUGACAUCCUUCUUGACACCCGAGAAUAAUAUUGUUAUUGUUACCAUGAAUAAUAAGGAUACUGCCUUGAAGCUUCAGCUCUUAGAUUUGAAUGUUGGAUUGGACUAUUACGUAGACGUUGAGCUACCACCACAUAGUAUUCGAACAAUGAUAUAUCCAUAUGAAAAGUAA